UCGUGUAUAUUACUGGAAAAGUGACCAGGUACAAUGUAACAAUAUUACUGCGGUGUGGAGAUUGGAACUCAGCGUGUGCUUCAUCUUGAUUCUCGUCAAAUUUUCAACUAUUUCUGACUCACAAAAUAAGCAACAUUUUUCUCUUGGUAAUUACUACUCCUAGUACUAUUAAAUCCUUUGCCCCAAAACAUCUGUCUUCAUUCGCCACCUACCCCAAUUAGUCAACUAUAACCGCCACCGCGUACCUACUGUCUUCUCCGCCGGCAGCGACGAUGGCAUCCGAUGGGUUCCGGCCGUUGGACGAGAAAUCAUUAGUGGAGUACAUAAAAGCUACUCCUGCUUUGGUUUCAAUAUUAGGCAAGGAGUUCGAUAAACUUGAAAUUAAGGAAGUGGGUGAUGGAAAUCUCAACUUUGUUUAUAUUGUUGUUGCUCCCUCUGGUUCGUUUGUCAUCAAACAGGCUCUUCCUUAUAUUCGAUGCAUUGGAGAGUCGUGGCCAAUGACAAAAGAACGCGCUUACUUUGAAUCCACUGCGCUAAAAGAGCAUGGGCGUCUGUGUCCCGAGCAUGUACCUGAGGUUUACCAUUUUGACAGGACCAUGUGUGUGAUCGGGAUGCGCUACCUUGAACCUCCUCAUAUUAUAUUGAGGAAGGGAUUGAUUGCUGGGGUCGAGUAUCCAUUGCUCGCAGAAAACAUUUCGGACUAUAUGGCGAAGACUCUUUUCUUCACCUCCCUGCUUUAUCUUAAGACAACUGAUCACAAACGUGCAGUUGCUGAAUUUUGUGGAAACGUCGAGUUGUGUCGGCUCACUGAGCAGGUUGUCUUCUCGGAUCCCUACAAAGUGUCACAAUAUAAUCGCUGUACAUCUCCUUAUCUAGAUGCCGAUGCAGAGGCAGUUCGCAACGAUAAUGGUUUGAAGAUUGAAGUUGCUGAGCUUAAAUCCAAGUUUUGUGAGAGAGCCCAAGCUCUAAUACAUGGCGAUCUCCAUACUGGUUCUUUGAUGGUCACUCACGAUUCAACCCAAGUAAUUGAUCCGGAAUUUGCUUUCUAUGGGCCAAUGGGUUUUGAUAUUGGAGCAUUUAUUGGAAAUCUAAUUCUGGCGUACUUUUCCCAAGAUGGUCAUGCGGAUCAGGCCAAUGACCGCAAGUCAUAUAAAGUUUGGAUUCUGAAGACAAUAACAGAGACUUGGAACCUCUUUCACAAAAAGUUUCUUGCACUCUGGGAUGAGCACAAGGAUGGUCCUGGUGAGGCAUAUCUUCCUGAAAUAUACAACAAUACAGAGCUUCGACAGCUGGUGAAGCAGAAAUACAUGAAAGAACUCUUUGAGGACACCCUUGGAUUUGGUGCUGCUAAAAUGAUAAGGCGAAUAGUUGGGGUAGCUCAUGUAGAAGAUUUCGAAUCAAUCAAGGAUGCUGCCAAACGAGCUGAUUGUGAACGACUAGCGCUUAACUGUGCAAAGAAGCUUCUGAAGGAAAGACGAAACUUCAAGAGCAUUGAUGAAGUUGUUUCCACAAUUGAGCAAGGUCAUUUGCAAUAAUGUCUAGGUAAAAUAGACGAUGUAACAUGUUAGCCAUUUUGACUAAGCGUUUUGGAGUCUAUUAAGAUGCAUAUUAAUCAGAAAUAAUCCCCUGUUAUUUAGUGCAAUUGCAUGUCGGUUGGCAAUGGUUAGCAUACUGGACAAUUGUACUAUGUCGGGUCUGUUUUUUCAGUUCUGUUAGGGGUUAAAGUAUCUUGGUAAAAAUUGGUGAGUUUUUCUUUGAUUCAGUAGUCAUUCUAUUACGGAGGAACUUUAUCAUUUCCAGUUUACUUCUGCACCAACUUCAUAUUUUUCA
Messenger RNA from Nicotiana attenuata, 1830 nucleotides. Its product is annotated as methylthioribose kinase. The record is from RefSeq and is a predicted model, not a curated record. The transcript has 6 exons. Gene Ontology annotation, molecular function: S-methyl-5-thioribose kinase activity. The coding region runs from base 273 to 1535 and encodes 420 amino acids. NCBI's taxonomy places the organism in Eukaryota, Viridiplantae, Streptophyta, Magnoliopsida, Solanales, Solanaceae.